AUGGGCAGCAGCCUUUGUGCUACAGACGCCGGUGGAGCAAAUGCCGAACCCGUCCACGAGCUCUUGUUCCCGAUGUAUGUGGUGAAGGUGUCUGACUUCUGUCAGAUGGAUGGACCUCCGGAGCCGCAUCACCUUAUGAAGUCUCAAGGUUUGCUACACAAGUGGCGGCCAGGCAUGUUCGUGAUAUUUGUUUCGCAUCAGUGGCUGAGCUACACCCAUCCAGACCCUCAUGGACGGCAAACUGCAGUGCUUCGCAGCACCCUUGAAGGUGUAAUGUCUGGGUCGCUAUACGUUGAACCAGAUACCGUAUCAAUACCAUCUGGGAAGGCCUUGUCCCCGACCAUUCGCCAACAAAUUGGGGAUGGAUAUCUGUUCUUGGAUUGGUACGCGAUACCGCAAAUCACAGCUCGACAGGAGGGAGUCAAUGAAGAAGUGACAAUGACGGACGCAGCACUUGCAGUGCAGAGUAUCCCUGCAUACGUGGAGUUGGCGAACGUGUUCAUUGCUCUCGUUCCGGCACUGUUGCAUACAGAAACAGGGAUGCCGUGCAACUACGUCUCGUGGCAGUCCAGAGGGUGGUGUCGUGCGGAAUGGUGGUGCCACCUUCUAUCCAACAAGCCAGACACCAGCGUCAUCGUCGUCUAUUCUUGCAGGGAGGCCGAGUUCAUGUUUCCCCUGAGCUGGCAGGAGAACAAAGUUUCCGAUGGUGAGUUUACCGUGGAAGCAGACCGGAGAGUUGUAGCAAAGCUCGGUGAGCGAGCGUUGGAAAGCAAGAUCAGGUUUCUCUCGACGGCUGGGCCACUGAGUAAGUAUCGUUUCUACUUGGCGCAGAGGCCUUCACUACUUUGCCAACGAAGCGAAGAUUUCGGCCUAAUCGAGUUCCUCAGCCACUUUCGCUUCCCGGAACGCCUUGAAGAGGCGAUCCAAGACACUAGCAGUAUGAACCCAAUCUUAUGUGCGGUUUUUGCCGGCGACGCCAAGAUCUUGCGUGCACUUCUUGAAAACAGGGCGGAUGCGAAUCAAAAGCUGUAUGGCCUGUCAGACCUCGGCUUCUACGAUGGCCAGACCGUACUAAUGGCAGCGACGAAGUCGCGCCAGACACCGGAGGUUCUGUCCACGCUCAUCGGGCUGCGUGCGGAUGUGAAUGCGGCCACCAGAAUAGGCCUCACCACCGUAGCCUUGGUAAGAGAUCCUGGGCAGCUGCGAGUUCUCAUGGAAGCGCGGGCCGACAUUCACACGCCAGGGAGGCCUUUCGGGCUGUCCCCACUAGCAGGCGCUGCUGUGUGGGCUUGUCCCGAGACCAUCUCGGCCAUGCUGGCGGCAAGAUGCGAUCCCAAUUUCACGCCGCACGGCGUUGGAUAUGGCCCAUUGCAUGCUGUAUGCCUGCAGGCACGCAACAGUAGAAGGGCUAUCGACAUAGCAAGGAUUCUGCUAUCUAGCCGGGCAGAUGUCAACUCCAGGGCAGCUCCGGUUGGAGUUUUCCAGCUUGGAUGCUGGAUAGCGCAGGCUCGUGUGGCCAUGAGAGGUUUCGGGCACUGUUCCAUUGUUGUGAAAACCAUGGCUGCCCUUCCGGGCCUGACGCCGCUUGGUGCUGCUGCACUCAUUGGUGACGAGGGUUUAGCCCGUCUUCUCUGGGAGAACCAUGCCGAAGUGCUUGCGAACCAGCGAGGCGACUUACCUGAGGACCUGGCGAUUGCAAAUGGACAUGAUCACUUGCUCCCUCUCCUCGCAUCCUUUGGCGUGUGA
This is a messenger RNA of Symbiodinium sp. CCMP2592, 1746 nucleotides long. NCBI's taxonomy places the organism in Eukaryota, Dinophyceae, Suessiales, Symbiodiniaceae. The record is from the annotation of a GenBank genome assembly.